Molecule: messenger RNA, 1297 nt
Organism: Striga asiatica
Lineage: Eukaryota; Viridiplantae; Streptophyta; Magnoliopsida; Lamiales; Orobanchaceae
Source: the annotation of a GenBank genome assembly
GCAGUUUUUGAAUCAAAGCAUGAGAGUUUGGCUUUACAAAGCACUGAGUUAUGUUUGAAAAAAUGAAACUUCAUGAAUCAGAGAAAAUAAAAAGAAGUUUCGUAAAGACGAACGACGUCGUUCUCAAAAACUAUAAAGGCAUCUUUUUCAAGCUUAAUCUUCUCUCGCAUGGCUGAAGCUAAUAGCCCGACUGUCUCCUCUUCCAAAACGGACCCAAAUCCGUGUCCGAUUUGUCUUGCAUCAGUCACCGAAGACUCUUAUCUGGACAAAUGUUUCCAUAAAUUUUGCUAUAAUUGCAUCAUAAGAUGGACGGAUGUAGUUGCGAGCAAGCGGUCACGCGCAUCUUCAACACUGGCAUGUCCUUUAUGCAAGACAGAGAACUUGUCCAUUAUUUACGGAUAUGAUGGGGCUUCUUUUCAACAGCACUAUAUCUGUAGGAGUUUGAGGAAUAGCAGAGAAUUCUUUUCGAGGGCUCACAGGAAUAGAUUAAAAUGUUACUAUACUGAACCAGGUGACCUAGCCGAUAAACUAUCUGUUUCACGUCAUUGGAAGUUGCGCAAGUAUUUGAAGCAGAAUCAUUUUUUGCCAGUCUGGUUAAGAAGAGAAAUUCAGGCGCUAAUGCAGGUGGAGGAUGUGGAUGUUAUCGUGUACCACAUACUUGGCGUGAUCGACUCAUUGAUAAGAGAUUGGUCGAAUAAUCCAAGAAUUUCAAGUGAAAUGGCACGGAAAGAGUUCAGGGUUUCAGUAUCUGAAGCGGUUAGGCGUUUUUUAACUGGUAGAACAGAAAGGUUUGUGAACGAACUGGAGCUUUUCCUGGCUUCAGGACUAAAUAUCGAUGCCUUUGAUAGAGUCUAUGCCGAGCAUUUAGGUUGGGAAAUUCAUGAAAUAAAUGAGGCUGACCGUGUUGAUUCUCCUCUGGAGCAAGUUCCUACUGUUCCAUGCUUGUACAUCUUUGAUGAAGAAGAUUUUGAUGGAAAUUGAAAUUUGUGCUGCUUUUUAAGGUGGCUUCUAUUGUGUUGUACAGAGUGUCCACAUCACUUGAGAAGCAAUAUGGAUGUUCAUUAGGUUUAUAAAACUUGUGUUUGCAGUCAUAUAGUGAAUUGAUUACUUGUAAACUCAUAUUGUAACACCCCGCCUACUAUAACUUUGACUUACAAAAAUUUUCGCGACUGUUUUCGAAAUAUACUUAUUUUGUUUUCGAAAAACGUUUAAACUUACUAACUUGUGGCACAACGGCCUCUUACUCUAUCGAGGUCGGGUUCUCGUGCCGGAUGAGAAACCACUCCGCGAGAAAAUC